Molecule: messenger RNA, 1553 nt
Organism: Micromonas commoda
Lineage: Eukaryota; Viridiplantae; Chlorophyta; Mamiellophyceae; Mamiellales; Mamiellaceae
Exons: 1
Coding region: 1-1500 (499 amino acids)
Biological process (GO): mRNA processing
Cellular component (GO): nucleus
Molecular function (GO): RNA binding
Source: RefSeq, a predicted model, not a curated record
AUGGGCGCCGCGCCAGCCGCCCUCGGCGAUGCGGCCGUGAUCGACUCGCUGUCUAAAUGGAUCAAGUCGACGCUCGCGCCCAUCUCCGACGCCGACCCCGCGGUGCUCGGAAAGUACGUCCUCGCGCUGCUCAAGAAGGAUGAGCCUCUCGCGGUGCUGCGCGCCAACUGCGCGCGAGAGCUGGCGGACUUCCUCGAGGACCAGACCGGCGGGUUCGUGGACGCGCUCUUCGCCAGGAUCGAUCACGAGAUCGAACGACACGACGCGCGCGCCGCCGCCGCCGAUACGGGCGGCACCGCGGAGGAGGACGAGGUCGACUACGGGGAGGGAUCGUCGGACAGCGAGGAGAGCCUUGACGAGCGACCGCGAGGUCGACGCGAGAAGGAGAAGGACGACGCCGGCGUCGACGACCGCCGCGACGAGCGGCCGGGUUCCGGGCGAUCGGACGAUCGGCGCGAGGGACGCGAGAGACGCGCGAGAGACGCGCGGGAGGAACCGGAGCGGCGACGAGGGCACAGAGCGCCCGGGUCCAGAUCUCCGGGCAGGUCCAGAUCGGCGUCGCGCGAUCGGGGGUAUCGAGGAGCGCCGCGAGGAGCGCGCCGGACCCAAGACGACUGGGACCGCCGCGGGAGGACGCCGCGAUCCCCCGAGGGAGGGCGGUUCGACGGUCGCGACCGUCGACCGCCGCCGCCGCCGGGGCCGCCGCCGGGGCCGGGGCCGCCGCGAGAUCGCUUUGCUCACGUUCCGCCGGUGAGUCACCGCCCCAAGGUGGCCCCGCCGACGUACCCGACGCCCCUCCCGGAGGACGCCGCGCGCGAGAUUCCCGAGCCCGCGGAUGGCACCGUGCGCUCGGUGUUCUUCAUGGCGCCGGAGAGGGCGAGGAAACAUUUCGAGAGGUUUCACCGGACGGAUUUCGCCGUCAAGCUGUACGACUUUUACUCGCAGUUUGGCGUCGUCGAGGACGUUCGGCCGAACCACAAGAGGUUUUACGCCACCGUCGUCUUCGAGGACGCGGAGAGCGCGCGAAGGGCGGUGCGUUAUCGCAGGGUGCUCUUCUGGGGCAAGGAGUUGCAAAACGUGGAGACGCGGUGGGCGCUGCCGGAUGAGGAGGUUGAGCGCCGGAGGGAGGAGAAGAUUAAAGCGUCGGCGGAGGAACGGGAAACCGCGGCGAGGCGACGGACGGAGGAGGCGGAGGAGCGCGAGCGGAAUCGUCAGAAGGCGGUCGAGGCGCUUCGGGUGAAGUGCGAGGCGGCGCGCAAGCUCGCGGCGAUCGAGGCGGAGAAGCGCGCGCUCAAGGAGAGGCUCGAGGCGGCGACGGCGCGCAAGACGGCGCACGCUCACCCGGCGAAGAAAAAAGGAAACGUCGCGGCGGCUGCUUCGAAAUUGGAGCGGGACGCGAGGGAGCUGCGGGCCAAGUACGAGGCGAUGCUCGCGGCGAAGAAGCGCAAGGCAGGGACGGAUGGGGACGAGGCGAAAGGGAACAAGCGGGGCAAGAAGUGAGCGAGUAACCGCGUCGGGCGCGUUUUGAAUUCGAUCGGUGAAAUUUUUCACUC